AUGGGCAUUCCGAAAUACCAUAAAUGGCUGGAGCAGCGAUACCCUGAUGCGUUCAAAGAGGCUCACCAGGAGCAAGCUGAUCAUGUGUACGUGGACAUCAACACCAUGCUCCACGAUUGCAUGCGACACGCGACCAGUGCGGAUGGCUUCUACCAGCAUCUGUUUGCCAAGCUUGAUGCUCUCUUCCGCACCGUGGUGCCAAUCAACAGCGUCUAUCUCGCCGUUGAUGGUCCUGCUUGCUGCGCGAAGUGUUUGACACAGCGACAGCGCCGCAGGGCACAUGCCCAGAAGGAUGCCAAGAGCGCAAAAGGGAAAGGCAAAGGCAAGCGAGGAAAGUGGGGUGCAGAUGGAGCCUCACCACUAUCCAAUAACAUGCUCACACCUGGUGUGCCAUUCAUGACAAGCUUGACAGCCGCGCUCGAGUAUUAUGCCGCAAGUCGCUUGUACCCAGGCGGGUGCUUCAGCAGGUGCCAUGCAGCCACCGUCAGCGGGGCGCAGGCUGUCGGCGAAGGCGAGCACAAGAUUGUUUCUCAGAUGCUGCGCAAUGCUGCUGCAGCUACAGCAGGUGGCUCUGCAGAGGAAACCCACGUCAUUUCUAGCGGGGAUGCUGACAUUUUCUUGCUAUCUCUUGUGCAAAGCACCUGCCGUCGCGUACGAGUGGUCUCAGAAAGACCGGAUGAGGGUGGCCAGGGCAAGAGACGCAGGGGCAUGAUUUUGCAGAUCUGGAACGCCGAGGUGCUUUCAAAAUACAUUCUGUCUGAGCUGAAAUGUCCGGGCACGCGCAGCGCGCCCGAUGAAGCUGCGUUGCGCCGGGACUUUGCAUUGCUAUCCCUCCUGGGAGGAAACGAUUAUCUGCCCGAGCUGAAGUGUGGCAUGGGUGCCCAGCAGCUCUGGGAACAGUACCUCAGUUUACGUCGGAAGCAGUUCGCUUCAACAUCGCUCAUCCAGGGCUCCGUUGUAGAGGAAGGGCUGCCGCUCUCACAUUUGGAGGGAGGGUGGGCAUACGAGUUGGGCGAAAGAGGGGCUGCUUUCAUUGCAGAGCCAUAUGAACACUUCUCUUUCUACCUGCCGUUUCUAUCCAAGCUUAUGACGAUUGCAGCCGGAGGUGCAGUUGCGAAAGCUGCUGUAUGCGACAGAACGGCUGAAGGUGUCCGCAAGUACCUCGAGGGACUUCUUUGGAAUUUGGAGAUGUAUCAUCAUGGAUACUGCGGUGAUUUUUACUACGUUUUAGAGAAGAGCUUGCAAAGCUUUGCCAGUGCCCGAGUGAUUGCGCAGUACGUCUCCUCCCUUGAUGCUGAUGACAUUGAUCCCUUGGCUCCUCCAAGGUCAGAGUUUGGCCCCAUGCGACCUAUUUCCUGCGCGAUCUGCGUCCUGCCUGUGCAGCAUGCAGAACAGUUCCUGUGCCCUGCAGCACCCAUGCUGCGACCGAUGUUUAAAGCGGACCACCCAUUGCUGGGUGCCGUGAACUCCAUCGAGCUUUCUGAGGAGCUCCAGGAGUGCAAGAAGAAGACCGCUGCUCUUCACCAGCAGAUGAUGAGCCUACGUGCGCAGGGCCGCGAUGAUUCAGCGGUGAAGGCACAGCUGACAAUUGCACAGCAACGCACCGAGUCCCUCAAGAAGGGUGGCAGCGAUAUCGACCUAGUUCCGCUGUGGGAGGUGGACGCGGAGGUUGCUGAGAAAUGUGCUUCCAAGGGCUUGCCAGAGUUGGAGUUCAGACUUGAUGUUUCGCUGGUGCGCGGGGAUGGCGAAGCCUUCACUCUUCCGGCUCCUGCCCGUGGCAUGAGGCCCGCACAGUGCAAUGGCGUUGUCUACAUAGAAGGGGAGUGGCCAUCGGCAGAGAAUGAGCCCCAAGGGGCGUCAGAAAAUGGCGAGGUGUUGGGUGAAGAGGCAGCAAACGAAGAGGAGCUUCAAAACGACCUUGAAGAAGUUGCGGAGGAGCUUGAGCCGGGGGUUGUCUUCGAAGUGGGGGCCACAAUCCAGGCCUACUGGCCGGAGGAUGGAACCUACCUCCCUGCCACUAUAACCCAGGUAUAUGACGACGGCUCCUUCCAGAUUGUGUGGGAUGAGGACGGAUCUCAGAGCGACGUGCCGGCGGAUUAUGUGCAGAUGCUUGGUGAGGGUACCGAGCCUGAUGAACCACCUGCAAAACGGCCGCGUGUUGUUAGCUGA
Molecule: messenger RNA, 2169 nt
Organism: Symbiodinium pilosum
Lineage: Eukaryota; Dinophyceae; Suessiales; Symbiodiniaceae
Source: the annotation of a GenBank genome assembly